Cercospora beticola is the source of this 1633-nucleotide messenger RNA. It is a transcript of the gene TEM1, whose product is annotated as Ras family GTPase TEM1. Gene Ontology annotation, biological process: positive regulation of mitotic division septum assembly. NCBI's taxonomy places the organism in Eukaryota, Fungi, Ascomycota, Dothideomycetes, Mycosphaerellales, Mycosphaerellaceae. Gene Ontology annotation, cellular component: spindle pole body. Gene Ontology annotation, molecular function: GTP binding; GTPase activity. The record is from RefSeq and is a predicted model, not a curated record.
GCAACUCCUCGAGACCCGACCUACGCCUCGCCGCCAGCGUGAAGUGAAGCAGUGAGAGCGCGCGACGGGCCUCCGCUGAAGGUGCGAGCAGCGGCGCCGGCCUACACGACGGCGCGCGAGGGUAUUAUACUCCCCGCCGGCUCCAUUCCCACCCAGCAUCAUCAUCACCACCACAUCAUCCCCUCCACCGCCGCAGCAUCCCCACCCGUAGUCCGCGAGUGACACAGCCAGCCGCCCCAGGCCCGCUGCACUGCACAACGCAACGCAACCUGGUUUGACUUUCCCUGCGCUCCGAGUCAGGCAGCGCAGCACAGCGGAGCCUCCACGCCCCUGGAAUCGCAGAGUCGCUGCGACCACGAAACCGUAAUGGACGUCGAAGCCGAGGGCGACAAGCAGCCGCCGCCGCCCACCAGCCUCGACGACGCUCCCAUGCACACCAUCACCGCCCACCAGCUACCCGCUCCCGACAACGAUGGCCGCCCGCGGACCUCAUACUCCGACACGGGCUUCUCCCGGCCCUACUCCCAGUCGGCAGACAACACGCCUGACCACCUGCAGAACGGCAAUGGCCUGAGCAGGCCGUCGUCCACCCAGAGCCAGGGUCAAUUCGGCGCCGAUGGCCAGCGGCAGCAAGCUCAGAAGAACUCGUCAGUGGUCAUCAAAGUCGGCAUGGUGGGCGACGCGCAGAUCGGCAAGACCAGUCUCAUGGUCAAGUACGUCGAGGGGAGCUGGGACGAGGACUACAUACAAACCCUGGGCGUCAACUUCAUGGAGAAGACAAUAUCGAUACGCAAUACCGAGAUCACAUUCUCAAUAUGGGAUUUGGGCGGUCAACGCGAAUUCGUCAACAUGCUCCCGCUCGUCUGCAACGAUGCAGUAGCCAUAUUAUUCAUGUUUGACCUCACGCGGAAGUCGACUCUCAACAGCAUCAAAGAGUGGUACCGACAGGGACGCGGCUUCAACAAGACCGCUAUCCCAUUCCUAGUCGGUACCAAAUACGAUCACUUCGUGAACUUCCCUCGAGAGGAGCAAGAAGAGAUCUCACAACAGGCCAAGCGAUUCGCAAAGGCCAUGAAAGCCAGCUUGAUCUUUUCGAGCACAAGUCACAGCAUCAAUGUGCAGAAGAUCUUCAAAAUCGUGCUAUCCAAAGCGUUCGACUUGCGAUGCACAAUACCCGAAAUCGAGAACGUGGGAGAGCCACUCUUGAUAUACCAGAGCACGUAGACCAAAGGCAGCGAAAUUCCGCUUUUACGCCGCCCUGCCCGCUGACAGAGAGGCUGGACCAUCCUGUCACGCACCACCACGCGCCUCGAGAAGAUAGGCGGUGGAUUGGCAUGACCUGGGCCACAAGCUGCCUGGGACGUCUCAAACACGCAUUGAACGGAGGACGACUUUUACAUGCUGAAAUGAGGAAAUGAGAAGAAGAAGGAGGGGAGACGCAAUUGUGCACUCGAGGAUCGAUGAUGCAAAGAAGGUGCCUGGGAGCGUAUUCAACUGCAUUAACAUUGGGGAAACACAGCACUGCCUUACUUACUAUUGAGUAAUUCCGUUUGUUCGAACAAAUGAACCACCAACCAGUGUUCCACAAAUAAUGCAGGCUAGUGGACAUUACUCCGCGUUUGCUGUUUCUUGG